This is a messenger RNA of Magallana angulata, 2524 nucleotides long. RefSeq names its product septin-11-like. The record is from RefSeq and is a predicted model, not a curated record. Lineage: Eukaryota; Metazoa; Mollusca; Bivalvia; Ostreida; Ostreidae. Gene Ontology annotation, cellular component: microtubule cytoskeleton; septin ring; cell division site. The transcript has 12 exons. Gene Ontology annotation, molecular function: GTP binding; GTPase activity; molecular adaptor activity. Gene Ontology annotation, biological process: cytoskeleton-dependent cytokinesis. The coding region runs from base 108 to 1457 and encodes 449 amino acids.
AUAUUUAAUUUUCUUCCAACAUUCAAAAAGAAAUAAAAAUGUUUUACUUCCGGUCUGUUUAAAGGGAAGAACGGAAUCUCAGGAAUCCGUCAAGUUCACCCAUAAAAAUGUCAACUCCAGACGUACAAAGGAUUGAUCCUACAUCAGAUGGCGACACAUCUUUAGAUCAGUCAGCUGAUCUAUCACUUGAUCUCUCCCUUGACCAGUCGGAACUCCUUAAAACAGGACAGCCUAGCAAGCCCCCUCACUCUAUGGGAGUAAGAAACAUGACUCUCAACGGUCACGUUGGCUUUGACAGUCUCCCAGACCAGCUGGUCAACAAGUCUGUGGCCCAGGGCUUCUGCUUUAACAUCCUCUGUCUUGGAGAGACCGGCAUUGGCAAAUCCACUUUGAUGGACACACUAUUCAAUACCCAUUUUGACUCUACCCCUAGUACUCAUGACCUUCCAGGGGUCAAACUGAAGGCUAGCACUUAUGAACUUCAAGAGAGCAGUGUGAGAUUAAAGUUGACCAUUGUCGAUAGUGUUGGGUUUGGAGACCAAAUUAACAAAGAAGACAGCUGGAAGCCCAUUGUGGACUACAUCGAUGCCCAGUUUGACAACUUUUUGAGUGAGGAGCUGAAGAUCAAGAGAUCUCUACACAAUUACCAUGACACCAGGAUCCACGCUUGUUUGUACUUUGUGGCCCCCACAGGACACUCCUUGAAGGCCCUUGACCUUGUGACCAUGAAGAAACUUGACAACAAGGUCAACAUCAUCCCAGUCAUCGCCAAGGCUGACACCAUUACCAAGGCCGAACUACAGAAAUUUAAACAAAAGAUUAUGAACGAGUUAAGUGCGAAUGGAGUCCAGAUUUACAGCUUCCCUAUUGAUGAUGAAACUGUAGCAGAAGCCAACAAAGUCAUGAAUGGACAUGUUCCUUUCGCUGUGGUAGGAAGCAGUGAUGAGGUCAAAAUUGGAAACAAAAUGGUGAAAGCCAGACAGUAUCCGUGGGGAACAGUACAAGUUGAGAACGAGAAUCACUGUGACUUUGUGAAGCUGAGAGAGAUGUUGAUCCGUACCAACAUGGAGGAUAUGCGGGAGAACACACACAGCAAACACUACGAACUCUUCCGCAGGAACAAACUCCAGGAGAUGGGAUUCUCUGAAAACGAGUCCAAGAGUUUAUCAGAGACGUACGAAUUGAAGAGACAGCAGCAUUUGGCAGACUUACAGAGAAAAGAAGAUGAGAUGAGACAGACCUUUGUCAUCAGAGUCAAGGAAAAAGAGGCACAACUCAAGGAAACAGAGAAAGAGUUACACGACAGAUUUGAUGCCCUGAAGAAGAAACAUGCUGAGGAAAAGAAGAAGAUAGAGGACAAUAAGACGCGGUACGAGGCCGAUAUGCAGGCAUUCCAGCAACGUAAGGCUCAGCACCAGGCCCAGAUGUCAACGCUCGGGAAGAAGGGCAAGAAGUGAAACUCGGUCAUCAGUGAUCUAACAUUUACAGACUGAAAGAGUUCAGCACCAAUAGAAAUGAAGACAAUGUUUUUAGAAUUUGGAAUCUCUUGAUCUUUUCUUUUCUCAUUUGCCCUUCAGAAGGGACCAAACUUUUUUGUUGUUGCCGAAUUAACAUAAAAUUAUUAACAAACAAAGCAAUAAUUUGUCAAUCACAUUAUGUGCCUGAAUUUGGGCUUCCAUGUUUUUUCUUUGAAUUUCGCUCUUUUGUUCAAGAGAAAAUAUGAAAUCUUGAUAAAAUCAAGACCAUUCUUUAAUUCCUGUACAUCCCCUAUGGACUUCUUUGAUUGUGCUAAGUUUAGAAUUAAGAUGCCCUAUGUGUACUCGGUCGUUCUGUGUUCUGUUGUGUUGCUCUCUGUUGUUGGUUGUACUCUGUAUUGUCUGCAUGUUUCUGUAAUCAUCAGUAGAACUGCAUGUUUCCGUUUAACCACUGCCAGAUAACUACAUACAUUUGUACCUCCGGAUUCAGUAAACAUGGGAAGAGAUAACUACAUACAUUUGUACCUCUGGAUUCAGUAAACAUGGGAAGAGAUAACUACAUACAUUUGUACCUCCGGAUUCAGUAAACAUGGGAAGAGAUAACUACAUACAUUUGUACCUCCGGAUUCAGUAAACAUGGGAAGAGUACCUGUUGAGUUUGUAUAAGAGAGUCUGAGAUUAAUAUGAUUUAUCAGGUAUUCUGUUGCUGAAGACUUUAAACACAACAAAGUGAACAAAAUCAUGUAUUCAUCAGAGUUAACUUCAUUAUGAAUAUUCAUGAAUAUUUAUGAAUUGACAUGUAUGUAAAUGUAUUAUGCAUAUUUUUAUUUGUAUACUUUUAUAACUAUUAAAUCAAAUGCUUGCCUUAGUUGACUACUUAACUAAAACAUCAUUGUUUUCUUAUGAAACAUCAGUUUCUUUCUAAAUGGAAUUACUUUUCAGUAUUAAAUCGCUGCUUGUUUAAAAAUGUCCAGUCAUUUGAACACCUUGUUGAGAAAUCCUUCCAAAUUGUCUCUCCUUUACUUGAAAUAAAUGAUGAAACAAUGAUA